CAGUGUUGUAGUGACAACCAGUGCCCUAGUUUCUCUCAGUCUGAGUCUGGCGGUUACAACCUAAGACAUGUUUUCCCUUCUUCGCAAGCGUUUUGGGAGGGGGAACGUCGAUUCUGGAGAGACUAGAGUGAAGGAGUCUGGCCUUUCAUCUCAAAGUAAUGAUGGACAAAGACAGCACUUCUGGGGAAUGUGUAACGCUGGGAGAGAAACAUCAUCCCCUGAAACUGCCCUAAGCAAGAAUCAGGCCAAGAAGGAAAAGGAGAGGCUGAUUGAAGAGCUGCGGCUCAUUACCGAGGAGAGAAAUGACCUUAGAGAUCGCCUGAGGUUCCUGACAGAGAGAUCCAAGAACUACAGGCCACACUUCAGGCCAAAUCCAUAUUAUGAAGGCCUGGAGAGAAUGGAGGAGGCGGUCAUGUCAAUUCUGCACAACUUAGAGAUGGAGAACACUGAGAUCCAUGAGAACAGCCAGAAGCUGAAGAAGGAGAUGACCUUCUCUAGGUAAGUCCUGGUCAGAAAGGCUAUCACUUGUGGAAUGUCCAUUUCUGACUUUCUUUGUUCUGGAUUGGACAGUCUUCAGCUAUGAUUCUAUCUCUUGUGCUGUUUACACAUCAGUGUGCCAGGGUUAUUAGGACUCAGUUUUCAGUUCCAUAAAAGAGUGUUCCUCAUCCCAGGAUUGUCUAGGCAUCUGCAGAAGGCUCUAGAUAGAACAGCACUGAUUGAAGUCAGCAGGUUAUUAGGCUGACCUGGAACUCUGGGGUCACACCAGGUUUUACAACACUCAGUGCGUGGACCACAUGGUUAGCAUGACCUUCUCUUGGUACUACUGACCUUUUUUGAGGGUGUUGGCCCACUACUAAUUGAUGUUGCCCCCAUGCAUUGGGCUUUAAUGGAUAGAUGUAGAUCUGUGUUCUUUUUGAGAGAUGUGGACACUAAUUGGUGCUUGGGCCAAGCACAGAAUUUAUUCUUCCCUGAAUUAACUCUUUGUGGUUUGUGCAGCAGAAUUAUGUGUAUCAAGAUGUAUUUUAUUAAGUCUUCAUGGGUAUCUGGGACCUGGUAGAGUUAGUGGGACUUGGGAGUAGGAAUGGGAGAAAGGGGCAGCAUGAUCUUACUAUGCAGACUGUAUUUCCAGAAACCUGCUCAGCCAGCUCCUGAUGGAGAACACAUGCAAGAAGAAGUUGGUCCCACGGAAGCAGGGGAGCAAGGAGGGACAUCUUGAUUGUGCACUGAACCAGAAAUAUUUGGUUGACUUCAACAAGAAAGAUAAAGACCAGCAACGUCCAGACCCAGCAUCAUCUGGUAGGGACGAGCAGCUGUGUUAGCUUAACAAUAUCUGAUAAAAUUUGCCAAUUUGAUACAUCUGUGCUCUCUCCUACCUCCUUUCUAAUUUACACUCACAACCAGCCAACCACCUCAUGUAAUGGCAUUGUUCAUUGCUCUGUCUAUGCACAAGUAUUCUGGGAAGUUAAACACUUUUCAGAAAUGGAAUUAUAUUGCAAGUAUAUUUUGCUGAUCUUUUUGAAGCUGCAGUCUAGAAAUGGUGACAGAUGAAUAACAUACCUCAUUAUUGCAUAUCCAUGUGAUAGAUUGGAUCCUAUGCAGAGUUUUGAACAAGUUCGUGGUUCUUUGACAAAUGACACUCUGUGUUAAUGUGACUUCUUGUGUAGGAAGCACCUUUCCAGGAUAAGAACCAAGUGCAAAUGUCAAAUUAGUACUUGUCAUUGGCUUUAACCUUGGUGACAUAUGGACAUCUCCAUUCUUCCGGCAACUCAAUGAGGUCACUUCCCAUUGCCCUGUUCUUGGUUUGCACUGGUAUAAGUCUGGGUCCCAUAUUGGCAGCCCACAUUACAGUUAGGCUUGCCGGGGAUUUUGCCCUACCUGCAGAGUUAGCAACAAUGAUAUCAGUUAAAAGGUCCAUGUCGACUGUCCAAUAGAACUGAGGUGGUAGAAGGCAGCAUUCUGACAGCUGGCUAGCAUUUCCCCACCAAAUCAGUGUCUUAAAAACUGUGUUCCUCUCCCAGGUCUCAGAAAGUGCAAGAGAGCUGGAAUUGGACACACCCCAGUAAGAGAGCUUCCUGAAGAAUGAGUUGCUUUCUCAGGAGUCCCUGAUGACAAACAUCCUGAAUGGUAACAAUAUUUUUUGGAUUAAUAUUCUUCCUCAGAGUUAAUUUGUCAUUUCUUAGACCCUAAAUUUAUAUAACACUAAGCCAGCCUGACUGAUUGAGGUCUUACUCACUUUCUUCUUCAGAAAACACAACUUGAGAGACAGCUUGGGGGACCGCCUUUCAUUAUGUGUGCUAGAGGAGAAACAGCAAUACGUCUGUGCUUCUACAUGUUCGUUAAGAAUAUGCUUAUGUUUAGAAAUUUUUUUGUUAUGAUUUUAAUUGAAGUUUUCUUUUUGUUGUUUCAUAUUUAUGUGUUCUUGUUACUAUUUUUCACUUUCAAAUAUUUUUAAAUAUUUUUAUUCAUUUUAAUCCUGUUGUGUUAUAAAAAAGUAUUUGUUAUGAAUGAAAAUUGAAUUCUAUCUCUUGACUCUUAAGACCAUCAUUCUUACUCAAGGGUUCUGUGGACCUAGAACUGACAGCUAGAGAUGGAUCUCUGCAUGUUCCAUGGAGCCUGGGCUAAUAAGUGAAUUCAAACUCACUAAGGGGUACCCAGUGUGAUAGUGUUUUUUGUGUGGAUAAUGUGGCUGUGUCUCCAACAAACACUUUAUGAUGUAAUCACUGACAUACUUUACCCAAUUGUUAGGGGCAUGUGGUUCUUCUGAGAGAGCAGCAGAUGCUCUAACCUGUGAGUCAUCACCACAGCUCCUGCAGGUGGCUUUUGUUAUUCCACAUGAGGUGCUGUAUUAGGUGGACAAGAUCACCUAUGAUUAAAUAGAGAGAUCUCAGGAGAUGUGUGUUCACAGGGAACUUACUGAGCUUGCCUGCUCAACGUGUUAGGUUGCCAGGCAUCCCUACAGAGCUCUGGUGUUCUGGACAGCUUCAUCACCCGCCUGCUGGCGGUAUGAGGAUAUCGUCUGGGAGAAAUUGUGCAGAUGACUGAAGCAGAAGUCCGAGGGCUGUGUAUCACGUCUCGUGAAAUCGUUCUUAGCCAGCCAACAGCUGUGAACACAGGUUUCUUUUGGAGAGCAGGCCUGUGCAGGCCCAGAACCUAUGUGGGACAAUUCAAGCUACCCUUUUUCCAUGGCCAAUCUCAGAUCAUAUUCAGAAAGUAUUUCUUGGGCUAAAGAGUUGGCUUAGUGGUUAAGAGCAUUGACAGCUCUUCCAGAGGUCCUGAGUUCAAAUCCCAGCAACCACAUGGUGGCUCACAACCAUCUGUAAUGAGAUAUGAUGCCCUCUUCUGGUCUGUCUGAAGACAGUCACGUUGUACUUGUAUACUAUAAAUAAAUAAAUAAAUAAAUAAAUAAAUAAAUAAAUAAAUCUUUAAAAAAAAGUAUUUCUUCCAGGUGAUGGAUUUCCAAUUUAUGGAAUUGAACUAACUUACUGAUGGUGGAAGUGACACAGAGAGUUAAAGUACAGAAGGAAUAAUCCAGAGUGUCCACCAACAGUUGCUGUCACACCAGGGCUUUUAAAAGCUCAGCUGUUAGAGAAGCAAGGUAGUCUUUGGUCAUUCUCAAGCUUAGGUCUUCUAGUCAUUAUAAGGUGACCAUGACAA
Rattus norvegicus (Norway rat) is the source of this 3654-nucleotide messenger RNA. The record is from RefSeq and is a predicted model, not a curated record. NCBI's taxonomy places the organism in Eukaryota, Metazoa, Chordata, Mammalia, Rodentia, Muridae.